AUGCUUCUUGCUGCUAUCUUCGUUUGUGCUAUCGUUACAUUCAUCAUUCCUAUCGUUCAAUUAUCAAUUGGCUUUCAUUAUGUUGUACAGGAUGGUCAAAAUUCAAAUGAUCCGUGUUCGGCUGCACCCGAUCUUCCUUUACUCAUGGGCAUUGGUGGAAUUUUUACAUUAUUCUUCUUAGGUAUUGCUUAUCAUUUCCUGAAAAUGCUCACUUCAUUAAAUCAGCAACAGAGUGACAUAGCCGGCAAAAUGUCUCGGCUACUUGUUGGUAUUAUAAGCUUUACAUUCGGUUCGAUUACAAUCAUAUUUUUCUUUCUUAUUCAAAAACGAGUUUAUCAAGUUUAUUCGGACAAUAAUCGUGUAAAUUUGGAAUCGACAGGAUAUGCGUGUCGAGAGAUCGUUCUGCGUGGCGCGUUGGUUUUGAUUAUUUUAACUUAUGUUAGUAUUUUCCUGUUUGUUAGUAUUUAUGUACUCGGUUUCAUUCGCCUUUUUCAUCAACGGAGAAAAAGACAUCGAGGAGAGUUAGAAAUGAGACCUAAGCUUGAAAAUACAAGAUUUUGA
Adineta ricciae is the source of this 561-nucleotide messenger RNA. The record is from the annotation of a GenBank genome assembly. NCBI's taxonomy places the organism in Eukaryota, Metazoa, Rotifera, Eurotatoria, Adinetida, Adinetidae.